AUGUUUCGCUGGUACCGCAACGCUACUCGAUGCUACGUCUAUUUAUCAGAUGUCCCCAGCCCUCCGUCCGGCACCAGUGAUGAGUUCAAUCCACAGUCGUGGGACUCGGAUUUUGGAAAAGCAAAUGGUUCACUCGGGGUUGGACGCUCCAAGAACUUCUUGCCCCCCAUUCGAUCGAGAUCUUCUCUUGCCAGUAUUCCUACCUCGGCGCUUCAAGGAGCGCCUCUGUCUCGGUUCAGUGUGGAUGAGCGAUUUUUCUGGAUAGGAUGCGGCGAGACAAAGCUCGAAGAAGAUAAAGUAUAUUCAUUACUCGGCAUUCUCGACGUUAAAAUGUCUCUAUUCUACGGCGAGGGAGGGCCGGGUGCCUUUAAACGGGUCCGGGAGAUAAUCGACAAGCGGGAAAAAUGCAUCCAAGACUUACGCCUCACCGAUCCCCGUGAUGAUAAGAGGCGUAUUGUAGAGACUAAGGGUGGCUUACUGAAAGACUCGUACUACUGGAUCCUCGAAACUCCGAGUUCCAACAAUGGCGCAACACCGGGGAGAGCUCACUACUGUGGAUCAGGGGCGACCCCGAUCGACAAUCGAGACGGCACCUCUGUCAUACUUCUUCUGCCAGGCUACCGAUUCGCGAUUAACAACGCCACUGCCGUUCUACGAGGUCUUAUACGAAUGCUUGUUGGUCAGCAGCCAUCGCUCGUCUCGCGUAUCCAGAAGAAAUACGAUCACGCCGGCAAAGCUCUCUUCGAGGAUGCGAAUGCCUGGGCUGCUUUAUCCGAGAUCUUCGCAAACAUUCUGCAAGAUCCGAGCAUGGACACAACUACUUAA
Molecule: messenger RNA, 825 nt
Organism: Cladophialophora bantiana CBS 173.52
Lineage: Eukaryota; Fungi; Ascomycota; Eurotiomycetes; Chaetothyriales; Herpotrichiellaceae
Exons: 3
Coding region: 1-825 (274 amino acids)
Source: RefSeq, a predicted model, not a curated record